Molecule: messenger RNA, 1184 nt
Organism: Homalodisca vitripennis (glassy-winged sharpshooter)
Lineage: Eukaryota; Metazoa; Arthropoda; Insecta; Hemiptera; Cicadellidae
Product: ethylmalonyl-CoA decarboxylase-like
Exons: 3
Coding region: 391-1053 (220 amino acids)
Biological process (GO): fatty acid beta-oxidation
Cellular component (GO): cytosol
Molecular function (GO): enoyl-CoA hydratase activity
Source: RefSeq, a predicted model, not a curated record
ACCAUAACAAUCAACCUAACCUAACAAAUUCACGAAGGAAGUCAUGGUGGAAUUGGAUCUGUGGGAGGGUUAAAGUUCAGUACUUGUGUUUCAUACUUAAAAUUAAUGUAAUUUAAAAAAUAUAAUUUAAAAAAAAUCACAUUUCCAGGUCUUAUAGAAUUAUUUACAAAUUACAAUAUGCUGAGCACUCUAAAAAAUUUGUUUUAAAACUGAUUCCUUGUUUGGUGUUUCUUUUUAUCAAGGGGUAAACCAUUCCUGUGACGAUAUAGCUUUAUAUUUAUCGGAAUAUACUGGAGGAAGUGUUGAUAUUACAAUGGAUGAAAAAUCAGGAAUUGCAACUUUACUCCUAAACCACCCUGAAAAGAAAAAUUCUAUCACAGGUAAGGAAAAAUGAUGGUGGACUUGGCAAAUGCCAUAAAACAGCUGGAAAGUUGGGAGACUGGUAAGGGAAUUUUGAUUUAUGGAGCAGAUAAUAACUUUUGCUCAGGAGGUGAUUUGAACUUUGCACAGAAGACAGGAACGGCUGAAGGUGGCUAUAAAAUGGCAACAUUCAUGCAAAAUGUACUAACUCGUCUCCAGCACUUACCCAUGUUGUCGGUUGCAUUCAUCGAGGGAUACGCAAUCGGAGGAGGAGCAGAACUGGCAAUAUCUUGUGACUUCCGUUUGUUCUCAAACAAAGAUGCAGCUAUGGGAUUUGUGCACAGUAAGAUGGGGAUUAUCCCGGCGUGGGGAGGCCUGACUACAGCCAUACAGACACUGGGGUACCGGACAGCUCUGGACUUGGUGACAACAGCACGAGUGGUGCGAGCGGCGGAGGCUGAGCAGCUGGGUCUGAGCGAUGCAAUGGUGUGUGAUCUGAGUGGUGCGUUGGACUGGUUGGCGCAGCGCACUCAACAUGAUGUUAGUGUAGUCAGAGCCGCUAAGUGUGUAGCAAACAACACAAGACAGCAGGGUAGUGACAACCUACUCGACUUUGAGAAGAGAGUGUUCUCCCCGCUGUGGGGUGGUCCGGCCAACAAAUUGGCUUUGAGCCAGAGAAUAAAACACAAAUAAGCAUUGUAGAUUGAUACAUACAAACUUAGCAAACUGCAAAGAUCUGUUCCCUGUAACUUUACAACAUGGAAAUAAUAUAUGUACUUUAGUACAGUAUAUUUUAUUAAAAUUUUACUUUUUGAUAUUAUCAA